AUGGACGAUGGCGAAGAAAUCAAGCUCGAGCCACGACAUGCAUUCGACAAGCCUAACAUGCGAAAGAGUAUGAAACAACUGGCGAAAUUCCUAGACGGGAACGAGAGCGAUACAUAUUGGAAUAACCUCCUUCCAUUUCUCAGAGGCUUAGUUUCAGCCCAACUGAAACUACCUGGCAUAUAUGCCUCCAAACUCACCCGAAAAGCGUGCGAGGUGGGCAAAGAACAAAUUAUCAUCAGCGCCGUGGCGAAGCCGAAGGAAAUGGGCAUUUCGUUGCGACAGCACGAUGUAGCACGAGAGCUGAUGUUGGGUCUUCACAACCACGCAGUCCUUGCAGGGUUCGAGGGUCCUGAGCUUGAAACAAUUUCACGACGAGCCGAACAUGUGGCAAGAAUGGUAGAAGAUCAGCUACACACUGGCGACAAGCUCAGAGACGGCGAGUGUGAUGCGCGAAAGGAUCCAGUCGUGUUGGCCGUCUUACUGGAGUUGGCCGCCGAGAAGGCAAUACACAAACACGAGGGCACAGACAAGGACGGUCAGGUCGCCAGCUAUGCAACCAGGCUCCUUCACCUAGAGGGUAGAACGCCGAAGCCCGAUAUCGAAAGUUUAUCGGCCGACGAGCAAAACCACGCAUUGGUGCAGUUGAUACCCAUCCAGAAUUCGAUAAUGUGGGCGUCGAAGGUCGACUCCAUUAAGAACUCCCAGCUAGGGGAUCAGUUGGACACCGAAUUGAGGGGCCUGACGAAAACAAUGGACAGUUUGGCGCGCAAGGUUCGUGCUGCGGUCGGCGACAAGCCUAGAAGAGGCCUAAAGAUGUACGAUCAGCUCAGUGGGCAGCCCACGAAUGCUGCGAGGUCAAUCCCCAGUGCCUCACCUGCUGACGUUGGAAAAGAGGAUGAACAACCAUGA
Molecule: messenger RNA, 909 nt
Organism: Cladophialophora yegresii CBS 114405
Lineage: Eukaryota; Fungi; Ascomycota; Eurotiomycetes; Chaetothyriales; Herpotrichiellaceae
Exons: 1
Coding region: 1-909 (302 amino acids)
Source: RefSeq, a predicted model, not a curated record